Messenger RNA from Cercospora beticola, 649 nucleotides. RefSeq lists its product as uncharacterized. Lineage: Eukaryota; Fungi; Ascomycota; Dothideomycetes; Mycosphaerellales; Mycosphaerellaceae. The record is from RefSeq and is a predicted model, not a curated record.
UGCAGAGGAGCCUACCCACACUAUCGUUCUCCCAAUCUUCCAACGAAAACCCGCAAAAAUGAAGAUCAUCUUCGCUCUCUCCGCCAUUCUUGGUCUCGCCAUGGCUUUCUGCUCCAAAGAUAACUGCUGCUUCAAAGACAACGUCGCUAGGGAUAAACACAACGGUGAUGCACUUUACUGCAGCGAUGCCGUCAGAAAGGAUUGUGAUGCAGACUGCUGCUCUACUAUCCCAAAGUUUACGCCGGGAAGAGUGACGAGGGCGUAUUAUUAUGGUAUUAGUUGUUGAAUGGAGACACGGUGACUGGGAUUGAUUCGGAGAGUGUCUACUAUGGUCGGCGAGCACGUGAAAGUGUUCAGCUCUGAACACAGAAGCUAUUGGCAGGAUGAGCCAUAAUUGGUUUUGUUUAUGGUAGAGAAGAUGAGGGAAGUUGACAGUGGAGAGCACGUAAUUUGAGGGACUAGAGUGUUAUCAUUGAGCGAUCUAUGCAAAUUGAUCGUUGCCAAAGCAUGACGAUCGUUUGAUGAGUGAAACUCGGUAUGGCGCCACUGUCAAUCAGAGGCACCAGACAAGGAGGGUUGUCUUUCAAAGCAUCUCCUUCAGAAGAUACCCAAUGCCGCCUUUCUGGCGUUUCUGAUUAUGCUUUGUGUG